Archocentrus centrarchus (flier cichlid) is the source of this 2755-nucleotide messenger RNA. RefSeq names its product aquaporin 9b (gene aqp9b). The transcript has 6 exons. Gene Ontology annotation, biological process: water transport; glycerol transmembrane transport. The record is from RefSeq and is a predicted model, not a curated record. Gene Ontology annotation, molecular function: water channel activity; urea transmembrane transporter activity; glycerol channel activity. Bases 135 to 1001 code for a protein of 288 amino acids. Gene Ontology annotation, cellular component: basolateral plasma membrane; plasma membrane. NCBI's taxonomy places the organism in Eukaryota, Metazoa, Chordata, Actinopteri, Cichliformes, Cichlidae.
CUGUCAGGGCUGCGCGGUCCGAGCGCACCGAGUGGGAGGCGACAACCUGCACCGACAGUGUUACACAGAGAGUCCAUCAGAGUUGUUAGCUGUUUGUUGUGUCAGAAGGAAGACAUCAAGAAGCCGCAGGAAAAAUGGAAAACGAAUACAGGAAGAAGAUAAAAGAGAAACUUGGCCUGAGGCGGGACAUCUUUAAGGAGUUCUUGGCGGAGUUUCUGGGCAUAUUUUUCUUGAUACUCUUUGGGUGUGGCUCAGUGGCCCAGAUGGUGCUGAGCAGAACACAUCUCUGUGACAUACUGAGCGUCCACAUUGGCUUCACUCUUGGAGUCAUGAUGGCCGUCUACAUCGCAGGGGGAGUGUCAGGAGGCCAUGUGAACCCUGCGGUCUCUCUGGCCAUGGUGAUCCUGGGGAAGCUGCCUCUGAAGAAAUUCCCUGUGUAUGUGGCGGCACAGUUCCUGGGGGCUUUUGCUGGAUCUUGUGCCGUCUAUGGAUUAUAUUAUGAUGCUUUGAUGGACUUUACCAAAGGAGAAUUUAUUGUUACAGGUGAAAAUGCCACAGCCACCAUAUUUGCAAGUUACCCCUUAAAACAUCUCUCUGUCCUAAACGGGCUUGUUGAUCAGGUAAUUGCAACCGCUGCGCUGGUCAUAUGCAUCCUGGCUAUCACUGACAGGAAGAAUAUUGGUGCUCCAAAAGGCAUGGAGCCUCUGUGCAUUGGUCUGAUCAUCAUGGGCAUCGGAGUGUCCAUGAGCCUGAACUGUGGUUAUCCAAUCAACCCGGCACGAGACCUCAGCCCUCGUUUCUUCACCGCUUUGGCUGGAUGGGGCAUGGAAGUAUUCAGAGCUGAAGGCUGCUGGUGGUGGAUUCCUGUGGUAGGGCCCAUGGUGGGUGGCGCAGUUGGAGCAGGCGUUUAUGCUCUCUUCAUUGAGCUGCACCACCCUGAGCCUGAAAAACAAGAGGAGAACAAUGUCCAGGACAAAUAUGAGAUCAUAACUAUGACUUAAACUUAAACAGCAAAAGCAUGUACCCGAUUGAACAAUUUUAUAGUCAUUUAUUUAUUUAUAUGUAUGCAUGAAUGUUUUAUGAAGCCUUUAAAGUCUCUUUAUAAAAGGUCUAGUUAAUUUUAAGUGUCAGGGUUUAUCUUUCAGGGGCUCUUUUGUGUAUCAUAUAUGGCAUAAAACAAUAUAUCAACCAUAUCAAAAGUAUAUUCUCUUUUAGUGUCAUAAUGAUAUAACUUUACAUAAAGAGUUUCACUAGCUAUGCAGUAUUCUUUGUAAUCUCCUAUUUCCUAACUGGGACCAUCUUCUCUUGUUAGAAAUGUUUGCCAAGUUUCUGAACAGAAUUUUUUUAUGAAUGCUUGUCAAACAAGUGGGCAUUAAAUAUCCACUAUGUAGCAUUUAAGAAACGGUUGAAAACUUUUGAAAUGUAGUCAUUUAUAAUAUGUUUAGAUAUUAGCAUGAUUUUUAUUGUGGAGUGACUUUUUCUGUGUCACUCCAUCCUUUGGAUGCAUGUAAAAAUGUACGAUUGCUAUACCGGGCUGCUGUUGUUGUUUUUUGUUUUUAUUUUGUUUUGUUUUGUUUUGUUUUUCAAAAGAAAUAUAUGUAGGAAGUCCAGCCUUAAGAUAAUUAUACUAGCAUGGGUUAACUUAUGUAAACUAUAAAACUGGAUUAGUAAUGGUGUCAUUACAGAUUUCUUUAAAUUAGAAAAGACAAAACUCAACAUUACACCAAAACUGCAAAAAAAAAAAAAAAAAAAAAAAAAAAAUAUAUAUAUAUAUAUAUAGCAGAUGUCACUGAAUUAUGUAUUUUGUAUCAGUAGUGACACUGUGUCAUGUGUAAUAUGCAAACACUGACUGUAACUGUUUACAUUAAAUACUCCUCAGAGCUGAUGUGGGAAGUGUGUAAUGAAGGGUGAAAAUUCCCUGCAAAGUAUGCAUUCACUGACCCCCUGCAUCCAGGUUACUUCAUGAUUAUUUCUUAUAUAAAUAUAUCUCUAUACUAAUAUAUUUAUAUAUAUUAAAAUCACUUCUAAGUUUGACUGAGCCCCAUUUCCGAUUUAAAAAAAAAUCAAACAGACAAAUAGAUAAAUGAAAACACAUGAAGUAUUGGGCCUAGAAAAGGCUGUAUUUCUGAACUAAAUGUCUUUAGAUACAGCCUGGAAGGAUGGGUCACUCACUGUAGGCACCACUGUCAGAAAAUAGGAUGUAAACCUCUGCUAAUGUGAAAGCAGAUAUUUGCUGUCAGUUAUUACAUUAGCGUAUUAGAGUGCUAAAUGUCAUUUUACAGCAGCACAGUGGUUUUGUGAUAUGAUACGCAAGAGGCUUGUUUGGCACUUAAGUUUAUCUGUGCCGGUCCAUUAAACUCUGCACUGCGUGUGUAGCUGCUGGAGUUGAUGCACUGAAUGUAUUCAGCUGUUCAUUAGUGAAGUUAUUUAUAUUUUGGUAUUUUUCUCUCUGUGUCCAAUAGUCCUAUGCUAGUACUGUUUGAAUGCCAGACUGUCAUGCAGUAAUAUUUUAAUCUUUUUAUCUGUCUUAUGUAAUGUUAUAUUUUUCUUUAUCACAGUUCACUGUAUCUUAAUAUGGAGUAAACUGAUAAGUGGCAUUUAAAAUGUAUUAGUGAUGAGGGGUGUAACAAUAUCUCAUUGGAUAAUAUGUUGUGGAACAUAAAUAUGACAAUAUGUCGCCAAAAUAUUUGCUGUGAAAAUUUGUCUUGUGGGUUUGCUUGCUACACAAAAAAAUAAAUAAACAGAAUAGACAUAU